AUGCUGACGUACAGUGCUGACGUUCUAUUAGACGAACCUCUUUCUCCUACGGAACGUACUGUGUCGCCAUCCUAUAUAUUUGCAGUCAUUGGGAAUCAGGGCUGGACUUACUUUGGGCUCUUUCUCAGAAGUCUGAAGAACGCAGAUGGGACAAAGACGUGGACCAUUGCCAAAGUGAACGCAAUUCCUAUCGGUGGAAGUGCCAUACAAGUGGUGUUCGUCUGGUUUUGGGCGUUUCUUUCGGAUCAUCUACAGACCCGCUGGCCGCUGAUCAUAGUUCAGCUUACUAUCGGCCUGAUCCCUGCGAUAACCAUGAGCGUUUGGACAUCUCAUCCUGAGACCGUUAGUCUACCAGCAGCUUACGCCAGCUAUUUCAUCAAUUUUAUGGUUCUGGGGACAGCUCCGUUGAUCUUCUCGUGGCUUGCAGACAUGAUCCGAAAUCACCCAGAGGCACGAGCGCUCAUUGUGGGCGCCACUAUCGCUGCGGACUAUGCCAUUGCUGCAUGGUCUAACUUCCUCAUGUGGCCGGCAAAGCAGGCUCCCCAUUACAAGUAUGGCUGGGAAGCUGGUGCCGCUCUGUUGACAACAGCCAUUAUCAUGACCUGUGUUUUACGAUAUUUUGACGCUCGCUACUUCAGGAAGCGAAGGGAGGAGUACGCUGCAGCUCUGGAAGGAGUGGUCAGGGUUGAUGAUGCACAAGUGGUUGAUGAAAAGAAGAAGGAAGGGUUGGGGGACGUGAAAGAUGGAGCUGAAUAUUGCGGUGAUGUGAAAGCAGGUCCCAGUACAAAGCAGUUGGAGAUGACGCUUGUAAAGUGA
Exophiala aquamarina CBS 119918 is the source of this 816-nucleotide messenger RNA. RefSeq lists its product as uncharacterized. The record is from RefSeq and is a predicted model, not a curated record. Lineage: Eukaryota; Fungi; Ascomycota; Eurotiomycetes; Chaetothyriales; Herpotrichiellaceae. The coding region runs from base 1 to 816 and encodes 271 amino acids. The transcript has 4 exons. Gene Ontology annotation, cellular component: membrane. Gene Ontology annotation, molecular function: transmembrane transporter activity.